AUGUCGCAACAGCAGGACCACGCGCACUUGGACGACUGCACGCCCUGCCGCGUCGUCGGCAGCGCAACCUUUCUUGGGCUCGGCGCCUUCACCUACGCCUCAGGCCACUCGCAGAUUCGCGCCAAUGAAGCUGCCAUCCGCGCCAGCAAGAGCUUCUUUGGCGUGCGCAGCAGACACCUGGCCAUCACAGGCACGAGCGCUGUCAUGGUGGCAUUGGGCGUCUAUCGGUGGUUUUCCUAG
Exserohilum turcica Et28A is the source of this 240-nucleotide messenger RNA. RefSeq lists its product as uncharacterized. The record is from RefSeq and is a predicted model, not a curated record. Bases 1 to 240 code for a protein of 79 amino acids. The transcript has 2 exons. NCBI's taxonomy places the organism in Eukaryota, Fungi, Ascomycota, Dothideomycetes, Pleosporales, Pleosporaceae.